AUGGAACACAGACCCUCUCCAAAGUUUCACCUCAAGACGAAGGAGGACUGGGAGGCAUACCGGCCGGUAUUUACCCAGCUGUAUAUGGAUCAAGACCUUGCUUUGCCCAAAGUGAUGACUAUAAUGGAAGACAACUACAAUGUUUACGCAAGUUUAAAGAUGUUUAAAAACAAAAUCAAGGAGUGGGGCUUGCGGAAAUACCUCAAGGGAGACGAAGCCCAAAAGAUAGUCAAUGGGGAGCUUCCCGCAACCAAGGCAAUACGUACAAGUGUCGAUGCAAACGAGGCUUUGAAGCGAGCAGCACGCUCUCUCAGGCGACGACGAGCUCGUCAGAAGGCUCAUGCAAAGAAACACGGCUCACCCGAGCUGUCCGAGGCAUCAAGCCCACCCGUGCUGACCUUAUCACCGGUGGAAGCAUCGGAUAGUAUGAUGCAAUGGAGCCCGGUGGAAGCAUCAGAGAGCUUGGUGCCAUGGAGCCCAGCCGAAGCAACAGAGAGCUUGGUGUCAUGGAGCCCGGUGGAAGCAUCAGAUAGCUUGGUCCCAUGGAGCCCAGCCGAAUCGACCAUCUUAUCUUCGCCCGUCACUCUAGACAGUAUUCGCCUCCCAGCGGGUAUCACGGAACAAUUUCUGUUCAACCUUCGAGCCUGGACGCACGAGGCAUGCUCUCGGGGCGUAUGGGACCUGCAACUGUCUGCUCAGCAUCAAAGCGGACGUCGAGCAUCACGUUUACUCUCUUCCUACCUUACCUCGGGAAUCACCCUUUUUGAGAGUGGCAAGUCGCAGCUGGCCUUCGAACAUUGGGGCCAAGCCUUUGCCGGCUUCAAAAGUCCCAACCUCUUCACAUCCUGGUACCACGAUAUCCCGAUGCGCCUGCUCUUCGAGGUGGGCCGAGUAGCGCAAAGCGGACAUAAGCCGCUUGCAGCAAUGCUGUUAAAGAACAUCAAGGAUUGGGCGACGAACUUCCUCCACGAAGAUGACUGCCGACGGGCGCUGUUUGUAGCGUUUGGUGGGUUGGACGUUGACCAGCUCAGAGAUUUGUAUGGUCGUGCGGCUAAAUGCAUGUACAAUGGCCUGGAGUCUCGAGUUGACAAGCAAAACCACUUGCUAUACGAGGUGCGCCUGAACAGGGCGUUGGACAUGCUGUGGUACGAUGCAGGCACAGAUCUUUCAGAAUGGCUUCCGGCCAUUGAAGAGGUUGACCAAGCCUGUGGACCUAAUAACUACUACUCGGUCUACUUCCUCCUCUUGGAGGCAUACAGGCUUGUGGCGCAUGGAACCCAGAUGGACGUCGAUGAGAUAUGCAAGCAAGUCGAGCAGAGACUCCGGGAGCUUAAGGAGGCCCAUGGGAAGAUCGACUCAUGGCGGGUUGGCCUGGGGUAUCGUCGUCUGGGCCGACAACAGUUCACCAUGGGGCGUUAUCGUGACGCGCGACGCAGCUACAACACAGCAUUCAGAUACGUCCGCAACGACCCACAGCUGUCGAAUGCGGUCUUGAUUGAGAUUUGCGAACGUCAAGUCAGCAUGGCCAAACACAUGCACGACGAAGAGGACGAGAUACUAUGGAGUGAAAUGCUGACGAGGCUGGAGCAACAGACAAAGACACAAACUGACGCCGACUCGAUUCAGCGCUCGGCGACAUUCAGCCACAGCAAGGCGAAUGCUCUAACCAACACUGAGAGAGCGCUGAUAGCAGCCAGCCCGAAACGAUCAAUGACUUUAUGA
Molecule: messenger RNA, 1722 nt
Organism: Exophiala spinifera
Lineage: Eukaryota; Fungi; Ascomycota; Eurotiomycetes; Chaetothyriales; Herpotrichiellaceae
Exons: 2
Coding region: 1-1722 (573 amino acids)
Source: RefSeq, a predicted model, not a curated record